AAGCUCGUUGCGAGGGCCGAGCAGCCUCGGCCGGGCUGUGCAGCUGCGGCAGAAAACAAGGGCUCCGCCAGGGCUGCUCCCCCCCCUCUCCUCCGGCGGCAGCGCUCCUUCUCAUCCCCGCCCGUGGCUGCCCCGAUUUCCCCGCCUCGGGCGCAGCUUCUCCAGCGGGGCCUGCGGACGGCUUUGCGCUGCCAACCUGCAGCCCGUUCUCUCUAAAGAUGGAGCGAGUUUCUCUCCGGGCUUUGUGCGCCUCGCGUGCCUUUUCCUCUUUGGCACCAAGUCGGGGCGGGGGAGACCAGGCGGAGGAGGCGCCUCCAAAGUUGAAUUCGGCAAAGCGCCUUUCUACAGCAGCUGGGCAUGUCGUGCGCGCGCGCGCCUGGUGCCUGUGUGCGCGAAGCCCCCCCGGCCCCACAUCCCGCCGCCGCUCGGGCUCCCUUCUUUCUCUGCCAUUGCACCAGUCCUCCAGCCCCCCCCCCCCGCCGCGUCACAAACACAAGCCCGCAUUGGGCUGGCAGAAGAAGAGCUCUUGCUGGCUCGCAGGGGCGGCGGCCAAAGGCGGGCGAGCAGAGCAAAGAGACCUCGGGGCGUCGCAGAUCUGGCGCAAGGAAGCGUGUGUGUGUCGGCGCGCCCCCGCGCGCGCGCGAGCGAGAGAUGCCUGUGUGCGUGAGUACGUCUGGGCCGCGCCUGCUUCAUCCCGGGCUUCCGCCGCGCGCCCCGUCUCGCUCGCCUCGGCCCGAUUGCGCGAGAGAGAGAAGGCGAGAGAGCGCGCGCGAGCGGGGGGAGGACGAGGCGAGUCCUUUGCCGCUUGCUUCAAGGGCCGCCUCCCCUUCAGAUGGCCUUCAAAAACUUUUUUAUUAUUAUUUUUAAAACAUGGCCAAAAAGGACCACUGCUCCCCUUCCCCUUGGCUGUAUUUUUAACUCCUCUUCCCCCUCUUACAAUAUUUGGAAUAUUUUUUCAUCUCCUUUACUGCACUUUGCUUUGAGGUUUAAGUACUCCCCCAAACCCUGCUGUUUUCUCUCGUUAUCUGGGGGUUUAUUUCUUUUGACCAACCCAGCUAUGAAAACGUGAUAUUUUUAAAAUGUUUUUCCUUUUCUGAAUAGAAUGCUGGUGCUUUCUCCUUCCUCUCCCCUUUUUCUCUCUCUUUUUCUGGAAUGUAUAAGAGAAUCUCCCGUGUGGGAAAGGCUAUUCCCGCCCCCCUUUGAAAAGUUAGCCUGAUACAAGUGGAAAUAUUUACAUGUUUUGGUUGCCCAGGCAUCCUGGCAUUUUCUUCUGCUUCUCAUCCUCCACCCUAAUGGAAACACAGGGCUGGUGCAUUAAAAAUGCUACCUCCAGGACAGGUGCCAACUUCAAGGUAAAAAGCAGUAAAAUAGGUGAUAGAAGGAUGGGGAGGGGGAGAGAGCAGACAAUCAGGAAUUACAAAGUCUAUCUGAAAUUAUGAUUGAAUUUUGCCAUCCAAAAUGGGCGAAGGGAAAAGUUGAAAAGAUACUUUUUCUGCAUGCAUUCAAAAGGGGUGAAGAGACUCUUUCUUUCUUUCUUUCUUUCUUUCUUUCUUUCUUUCUUUCUUUCCUUGCCUACUGAAUUAUUCAAACUGUCAGUGGUGAAUCCAGGGACAUUAGCAUGCACCAGGCAUGCUGUUUGUCUGUUUGCUAACAUUCUUCAUUCAAGACUUGUUAACUGCCAGACAAGCUUAACACGCUCUUCUCUCCUCCUCUCCCCCCUUUCCUUUCUCAUUCUACCUCCCUCCCUCACAGUGUCUUUCCUUCUCUCUCAUGCCACCCCUCUCUGCCUCUUCUAUUGUUGUUGCUGGGAGCUGGCAGCCAGGGGGGCAGCGGUGGCAGGGGAAAGCAUGUGGCUGCGAGGCUGGAGCCCUGUGGUUGCUAGGUAAGGACCGCCUUCCCAUAUUUGCCAGGCCUGUGAGCACUUGCAAAAUCAAGAAAUGCCACGGAGAUCACCGAGUGUCUUCCAUCUGCUUUCACAGGAGACCGCAGAACUGCAAGGUGAACACACUGUCGUCCUCUCUCUGCUUCUUGUCCUUGUGGCUGGAUUCCUACUCUUCCCCGGGUAAGAGUCAGUCCCUUCCUUAGAUGCUUCUGAUUAUUAUGUCGCAACAUUUCACAUUUAGCAGCAUUCACAACAGAGUGGGGGAACCGAGUAAAAUUGCCGAGAGGAAAACGACGUUUAAUCACUCAGAUUGGAUAUUGGUGGAUUGUCCUAGGAUUCACUAAGUUAGACCACCUAACCAGCAACAUCUUCAUUGGCCUAGCCGGGUCUCAGUCCGGCUUGCUAAAAAUGACGGCUUUUAGAUUUAAGGAUGUUGUGUAGUUACUGUUGGUUUUUUUCUUCAAUUUCUGUGCCUAUCGUUUUCAUUCUAUCAUUUUGUCAACCUGAUUUAAAACCAGCAACCUUUCAUUUUUCAGAAAAUCAGAUGCAUGGUUUGUUUUUGAAUGCAAAUAUUAUGGGUCUUGUGGCAGUUUUGGUUUUGCUUCACUGACAAGUUUUCAUGAGUGGUGUGUUUCCUUACCUUUUGGUGCGUAGGUGGAGGUAUACAUACAUGAUACAUAGAAAUUAUUAUAUAGAUGAUACGCCUUUUUACCAGAAUGGCACUUUGCAGAGAUAUGGCACUGAAUCAGAUUGUGUAGUCUGUUCUGACUUUUAUUUGACCAUGCUUUCUCUUGGAACUGGAAGCUUUAUACUCUCCCUUAUUGCGAAGCUUUGCCUGUCUGUCUGGUGCACGCUCACAUGUAUCGAGGAACCAAUAGGCUUUUAAAAAACGACAACAUUUAAAACUAUAUUCUUUGGUAACACAAUUCAGUGGCAAUAACCUUUGCCCAAGUAGUGCAAUGACAUGUAUUUAGGCACAUCUGUACCACACGUUAUUUGAUAAGGAGAGGGAUUAAUAUUAUAAUCAUAAAUGUUACAUUAUUUUUGUAAAAUCCCCAGAGGAAUCUGAAGUAUGUCACUGCACUAUGUAUACAUAUUGCGUCUAUGGCCAGUCAUAAUAUAUGGAUGUCUACUUUUUAAUUAUUCAUAACAAAAGCAUUUAUGCAAAUGCUUUUCUUUUUCUUUUUUUACUGGAAACCAAUGUAUACAUCAAAACAACAUGUGGAUAUGGAUGCUCUUUUGAUGAACUUGACAGUCAGCCAGUUUGGCAAACACUGUACAUUUUAGAUAUAUUCAUACUGUGCAUAAGCUGAACAUCUAAUAUGCUUAGUUUUAUUCAUAUUCCCAAUUAAAAUAUGCAUAGAUAAAAAAGAAAGUAUUGUUCUUUGCUAAAUGAAAAAAAUACUUUGAUCGAGCUUUCGUUUCUGAUGUCGAAGCUUCUUCCUCUUUUUUUUUAGACAAGUAUGGGAGAUUUCAGUUUAGCCAAGGAGGAGAAUGUAUUUAAUUGCAAUACAUCUGCUUGUGUAUCUCCUAAAUUUAAGUACACUUUAAAAAAUAGGUGGGGUUGUGAAAUUGCAAAUACGUAGAACAUACUUUCUGGUUUGUAUAGAGACACUUUUUAAAAAGAGACAUUAGCCAAUAUGAGGAUGGCAGCCAUGUAGUAGCUCUUGUGGAGAAUUGUUUAAUGGUAACAUAAUGUAAAAUGCAAAUAAUAACAUCUGUAUCUAUAGCUGGUGUGUGUGUUUAUGCCGAUAAUCUGAGACCAAAGAGAUAAAACAUUCUGGAGGAAAUACAGCAUUGGUUUCUUCAUUGUUCAGAAAGGCCUCUGCCUUCCCCAAACAACGGUAAUAGAAGUGUGCGUAUUAAAUCGCUACCACUUUUUAGCAUUUGUACUUUCAGUAAAUUGCAUCCAUGUCCAAGAUUUUUAUGGCUAUUUUGUUUUUGUGUUAUAUGAAGAAAAGUUAUUGUGGAUACUGAGGGUAAUUUAUUAUGUUGGAAAGUCACAUUUGAAAGCAUACUUAAGAUAAUAUUCUCUUUAAAUUAACUAUGGGAAUUUGGGGGGAUGUGAGAGGAAUUAAAUUGGAUAAAUUGGUAAGAGAUGAACAGGAACAACAUGAUUAGGUUAUUUACUCUUCUGCAAUUUUCAUACCAUUGUAAAGUAAGUACUUGCAGAGACGAUGAUCCUAAGCCAAGUCAGUGGAAGAAAGGCGUAUUGAAAUUAAUGGGAAUAAUUUCAGGGAAUCUUUUUAGGACUAGAAUUCUAGGUUAGUGCCAAGACAGAAAUUAUGAUCAUGCGUGAGUGUGUUCCUGUAAUAUAUAGCAUGUACAGUGUGUACAGAUAAUAAUUGUGAUAUUUAGGUGUUGAAUAUGCUACAAAUAAGUUGGGAUUUUACCUUUCUUUUCCUAACUUUGUCCUUCUCAAGGGUUUGGCAAGGAAAUACUGUGUAUCAAAAAAGUAUUUCCUUCAUGAAAAUCUACCAGCAUUGCAGGUUUUGCUGUACCAAGUACUGAGCAGGAAGGGAUUCCUUAUUUAAAAGUAAAAUUCACACGAGAGCUAGAUAAAGUUGGGAGUCCUGAGCUCCAUUAUAUGCAUUUUGGCCCUACUGAAGCCCUAUCUAUCUGUGUAUAAAAUUGCAGUCAAACACCUCAGUGAAGCACAAGUGAUGCAGCCUUUUUUACAAACCUGAAAUCCCUCUGAUCAGCAGUUUUGGGGGAGGACAGGAAGGGCUGGAUCCUUUCCUCUGGUUCCUCUCUGGAAUGGCUGGUCACCAGGAUUUUAGCUUUUAAAAAUCCACGUGUGGGAAUUACAGGGGCAGCACCCAGUCCUGCACAUGGCUUGCUAUCCAGCCUGGGAGAUGUACACAGAAUCCUUCCUAUCAUGGCAGAAGCAUGUUACUAAAGGCACUACGAUAUACGUAAAAAGCAGAAGGGCAACCAGCAGUAAAAUAAAAUGAGGCCUGAAGUGACCACUUCCUAGAAACAGACAGAUUAUGGUUAGAUAAAUAACCGCAUGUGAAGAUAAUAGCUGAGAAUGGAUGUCCUGAGAGCCUUCGUUUUCUUUUAGAAAAGUAUUAUUUCCUAUUACACCAAGUAUAAUGGAACUGUAGUUAAAAAUUCAGCAAAAGCAUUGGGGGGGGGGGGAGGAAAUAAGCAAGAUCAGGGUAGGUGUAUCCCCCCCCCCAUAGUACAUUUAUUUUAUUUUUGAAAAAUGCGCAAAACAAAGAAAUAACGUACAGUAGUACCAGAAUUUCCCCACAUUUAGUAUGCACAAAUAUAUGCAUACUAAAUGUAUAUACUAGAUGUAUAUACUAUUUUUUUUUAAAUGAUAUUUAUUGAGAAAUUUUUUAAAAUUACACACAAAAAAGAGACAAGACAAAAAAAGAAAAAGAAAAGUAAAACCAUCAUUCUCCAAUUCUCCACUUUCAAUACCUUCUUUCCUUGACCUCCUCCUCCUCCUCCCUUUUCCUGUAUCCUAAUUUAUAAUAGUCACAGCAAAUCCUUUCCAUAAUUUAUAAUAUUCUGUCCUUACAUUACCUUAGUCUAUUUUCAUCUUAUCUUAUAUAUAAAAAAAGUUAUAUAUAUAUAAAAAAGGAUGUGAGGGCGAUCUGGCUGCGACAUCUGUCACCCCAUUGAUCGCCAGGGUUGAUUCGGCUGAUCUGGCUGGCUAGGCGGGUGUCCCCUUCCUCCCUCACCGCUCCAUGUGCGUCCCUCCCGAAGCUGCGUGCUCAGUGGAAGAGGACGACCAUCCCAGAUAGAAGGAGUGUACCGUUCUUCGGUCAAGGGUAUACGAUAGCUGCGCUCCCCUGCUAGAACCUCAAAACAAGUAGAUGUAUAUACUAUUGUACAUCAUCUAUAUAUUCAGAAAACAUAGAUAACUUUUAAAAUGAUAAAUGGAAUUCUCUUUAUUAUCCACAUUUUUCCUGCAAAAAAAGUUCCAUUUUCUUAAAAAUUCACAGCGUCUCAAAUACUUUUGCUUAGCCUCUGUCUUAUCUUCACAGGAUUCUUGUUAUUAUGGAGGUACCUUUCUUCAGCAACAAUGCUCAAGAGUCUUACAUUCACACCCACAGGGUUUCUUGUUUAAGAUAGACUCGUCGUACUCGUAAAGGGGUUGUCUACAGAGUAGGUUCGUGGAGAUCCCAAAUACAUAGCAAUCAGGUAUUGUGAUGGAAAGGGAAAGAUAGGAAUGCGCUGCCAUGUAGUAAAAUGUCCAUGUGAACUGAGUUCAGAAUAGUGAGCCUUUCCCCUGAGAAGGAAGUUAUCAUAGCAUCUUCUGGGCAUUCCAUGAUCAUAUCUUGCCCUGGUCAUAUCCUGAUGCAGCAACUGGUAAUAAUGAGUGGGUUGGUUUUUUAUUACGCUAUCUGUGUGAAAGUGCAGCCAUGCAUUGCUAGGUUAAAAUCUUACUCAAUUGUAUUUUGUAAAGCUGUAUCUGACUGGGCUGGGUUGAGGAAACGCACACAUUUUACAAUGGAAAGAGGUAUUGACACCCAGUAUCCCAAGAGCUGAAGGGCCUGAUUGUAGCGACAUUGAAUUCUGUGUAUGCAUACACACAAACUGCAUAUUAACAUAACGAGAGAUCCUUGUUGAAGAUGACAUACUGGGACUGCUAUAUUAGGUGUAUUGAUAAAGCUAGGUAGAUGUAUAGUAAGGAGUAUGCAAAGCUAAAACUGUGAUUGAAAUUUGAGAAACGCUUGAGUUAGGCCUUGAAUGACUCCAGCAUUGAGUGUACAGUCAAUAGAUACCCAGUCUUUUGGGUAGAUCAAAAGCUGCAUUUAUAUGAUUGAGAAAUUGGUAUUAAAUGCUCAGAUUGGGAUCAUUAAGCACUAGUAAAUCUUGGCUUUCUGUAACAGUUUUUAAGAAUAAAAUUGUAAGUGACAACAGUAUGUUAAACUGCCUUCCUAUUUACUGGGGCAUUAGCUCUUAUACGUAACAGAGGUAGGUAGCCAGCAUGGUGUUCUCUAGAUAUUGCACCACAGCUCACAUUGUCCUUAGGUAACAUGGCCAGUGGUUAGGGAUGAUUGGAGUUGUAGUUCAGCAAUACCAGAGGGUACCAUAUUGUCUGUUCCUUCUCUACAGCAUCCUCGUCACAGAUCUUCAGGAGAAAUCUUGCAGAGUAUCCCAUGAAUUUUAGAAUUUAGACAGGCUUGGAUUGGAAGAGGCAGGCAUUCUUUUGCUGUGACGCCACAGCUGUGGAACUCACUUCGUCAGGAGACUUGUGGGGUCCAGUUUUUGGUUAUCUUCCACAAGAUAAUGAGGAUGUUUCUGUCAGAAGUCAUUAUUCAGAGCAACUAUGUUUUACAAAAUAUUUUGCCAUGGUUUUUAUUAAUACUUUAUUUUGUUGAUCUGUGACCUGCCUGGAGAGUAUACAUUCUAGAAAGUUGGCUUAGAAACAUAAAUGAUAAUAAUGAUAUAUACCUUGUGGUAAUUUGCACCCUUUUGCAAGCAUUCUUUGUGGCUUCUGUUGAAUCCAUGCCUGUGUCAGAAAAACUAAGUCAGACAAUGCAGGCCUUCACUUUGUAGUUAAUAAGGGAUUAUAUGCACAAGAGAGACAGCUGCAAAGUGGGUUCCCUUAAUGUUUUAAUUUUUUUUAAAAAUCCUUUUUUAAAAAUUGUUUUAUUUCCUACUUUGCACACUAUCUUUCUCUGGACAAUUCCUGUGGAUUUGAUUCCUUUUAGAAGUGUAUACAUUGGCCUAAUACAGAUGUAAAUAAUAGUUCCCAAACAUACAGCACAGAAUCAUGGUUUAGGUCAGUAAGCUAAGCUGUGAGGACAUAUAUGUAUAGAAAAGCAUCAGUGAAAAACCUUCCCAUCACUUUAUAAGCAUAUAUAUAUAAAGUAUAGUUUGUGUGGUACAGUUGUUAUCCUUAGCCAUGGUCACUGCAGAUCGUUUGUGUACCAGCCAUAGUUUUCAAAUAUACAGUUGAAACUCGGAAAAUUAGAAUAUCGUGGAAAAGUUCAUUUAUUUCAGAAAUUCAACUUAAAAGGUGAAACUAAUAUAUAAGAUAGACUCAUGACAUGCAAAACAAGAUAGGUCAAGCCUUUAUUUGUUAUAAUUGUGAUGAUCAUGGUGUACAGCUGAUGAAAACCCCAAAUUAACAAUCUCAGAAAAUUAGAAUAUUAAAUGAAAUCAGCAAAACAAGGAUUGCAAAUAGACCAGUAUUGGACCUCUGAGAAGUAGAAGCAUGCAUAUGUACUCAGUACUUGCUUUGGGCCCAUUUGCAUCAAUUACUGCCUCAAUGCGGCAUAGCAUAGAUGCUAUCAGCCUGUGGUACUGCUGAGGUGUUAUGGAAGACCAGGAUGCUUCAAUAGCAGCCUUCAGCUCUUCUGCAUUGCUUGGUCUCAUGUCUCUCAUCUGUCUCUUGGCAAUGCCCCAUAGAUUCUCUAUGGGGUUCAGGUCAGGCGAGUUUGCUGGCCAAUCAAGCACAGUAAUCCCAUGGGCAUUGAACCAGGUUUUGGUACUUUUGGCAGUGUGGGCAGGUGCCAAGUCCUGCUGGAAAAUGAAGUCAGCAUCCCCAUAAAGCUCAUCUGUGGAAGGAAGCAUGAAGUGUUCCAAAAUCUCCUGGUAGACGGCUGCGUUGACCCAGAACUUAAUGAAACGCAGUGUACCAACACCAGCUGAUGACAUGGCUCCCCAAAUCAACACAGACUGUGGAAACUUCACACUGGACUUCAAGCAUCUGGCAUUGUGUGCCUCCCCAUUAUUCCUCCAGACUCUGGGUCCUUGGAUUCCAAAUGAGAUGCAAAAGCUGCUCUCAUCAGAAAAGAGAUUUGGGGAGUACCAAAACCUGGUUCAAUGCCCAUGGGAUUACUGUGCUUGAUUGGCCAGCAAACUUGCCUGACCUGAACCCCAUAGAUCAAAACAUCUUAACUAGAGUAGAGCCAAACUGAGGGAACCGUUUUGCAAAUGUUCUUUAUAAUGCCUUCCCACAGCAGGGCCGCUUUUUGACUUUUUUCUUUUCAUAUGACUCAGAAGGACAUGGAAAUGCUCCCUGGGCCCAGGGGCUGAACUGCUGAUCCCUGCCUUGGCGUCCUGCUGCGCUUCCAUUGGCUGCCCUUACAGCACAUUGGCCUGCCCACCUCAGCCACACAGGGCCCUGUUUCCUCUUGCUGAGUGAGAGGGCAGGAAGGGAAAUAACCACAGUGUGGCACACUAGGACGGCAAGAGUUCGCCCGGUUGUCUGAAUAAUAUAAAAUCCAUGUGAGGCACUGUGACAACAUCUCCUUUAUGACAUAUCAUGUCCCCUUUAAAGCAUGCCUUUUGCCCUGAAAAUAUUUUGGGGUGAGAAUUCCAAGGUAUUGCUAAUCUUAACAUAUAACUCUGAAGACGUGUUGCUUAGGAUGAGCCAUGCCAGCAUGCAGGCUUUCAAAAUGAGAAAUUAUGUGUACUUUGAGGAGUUUGGAAUGAGUAUUGUAUUGAAUUUAAAUUAUGACUCAGAAAGAUGCACGACAAAGACCCAUGCAGCUUGCCAUCCUUUUUUCUGCUGAGAGACAUUAGUAAGCUUUUUUUUUGCUAAGAUAUUAUAGCAUGCUUUGAUUUUCUUUUAACGUUGCUUUUAUUCUUGCUAUCAUUUGCUAUAUGUUUUUGUUCGAAGCUCUCUGACAUAAAGACAUGUAUUGGAGCAGACCCAUCCACUUAGCAGCAGUUUAAGGGCUUCUUUAUAACAUAGUUAGAUCAUCUUGCAACAAACACAGUAUUUCACUUUGCAAGACAGAGUUUUUGUAAAGGGAAGAAAAUAGGUAUCAAAAAGUUUAUUUUGACAAAACAGUUCAUUCUUGGUACUCUAUAGUUUUAGCAGUGUCAGCCACAUUUAUUUAGGAUUUGCGUACUUAUAUCCUAUUCCUCAGUAAAUUUCCUGGUACGUAAGACCCAUUGAUUUUAAGGGAGCUCAUUUCAAAAUGAAGAGCUUGAUCUGCUCAAUCCCUUGCUCUAUCCUUCCCCUCUCCAGCUUCCCUGCCAGCUGAUCUAUGUGCGGAAUUUCCUCUUCCUGACUAGGCCCCUCCACAUUCGCACAGCUGCACACAACCUGCUCACCUGGGAUAGACGGAAAUCAUCCCCUGGCAGGCACAGGAGUGGUGUAUGUUAAAUAGUAAAAAUUAUUCUGAAUAUAGCCGCAAAUUCUAAGUAGGGAUGAAGAUGCUGUUGUUGGAAAAAAUACUGGUUUUGUAUUUGUUACUUUUCUGAGUUUCAGUGUUUAAGUUCCAUAAAAGUUGUUAGGGUUUUUGCAACCAUUGCCUUAUCCUAAUUAACUAUGGCUAAUAAGGUAAAGUCAACAUAAUGAAAGGGAAAUAGUUGCAGAAGCAAUGUUCAUAUGUUACAUGGCAAACCAACUUGCGUUUGUGUUUCAAGUUGAGCCGUACAUUGUUUGAGACCAUGAUGUUGUUUUUCCUACAUUACCAUAUAUUUCUAAAUGCAGUAGCUAAUUUAAUAGGAAAUAAUGUGUAAUACAUAAUUAAAAUUGUAAUUCAUCACAAGCUAAAGUUAUGGAUACGUGUAAUUUCAAUUCCCUCUGCAUAGCAUUAUUGGCAGGUGUCAUGAUAUGGAUAAUAAUAAUCAAUUUAAGAUUUAUUUUUUCUUUUAAGUAGGAAUUGUGUUAUGUAGAAGUCAUAAAUAAAUGUAAAGCACAAAGUAAGCUACUAAAACACUUUGCAUUUUGGUAUUUAAUUGGCAUAUGGUGCAGAAUGAUAUAGAAUUAUCUAUAAUUAUCAUCAUCUCUGUUUUCGAAACCACAGUCUGUUUUCUGUGUUAUAUAAAAAGAGUUUUACCACAGUCCUACAAUUCAAUAUUGUGAUAUAGUACAUAUUACAGUACAGUGGUACCUCGGGUUACAGACGCUUCAGGUUACAGACUCCGCUACCCCAGUAAUAGUACCUCGGGUUAAGAACUUUGCUUCAGGAUGAGAACAGAAAUCGUGUGGCUGCAGCGGGAGGCCCCAUUAGCUAAAGUGGUGCUUCAGGUUAAGAACAGUUUCAGGUUAAGAACGGACCUCCAGAACGAAUUAAGUUCUUAACCUGAGGUACCACUGUACAUCUUUGCUGCCCAUGUUUGUUUUUAAAGUCAGCAAAUUUUGCUAGUCAGUUACUCUUUUGGUAAACCACAGCAUAUUCCAUUCUCAGGCUCUAAUCCGAAGUUUCUUGUGUCUCUUUAUUCCGUUGAGUUUUAAUUGGACUAAUACAUUACUGUAAAGCAAAAAAAAAUUAAGCACAGAUGUAUGCUAUCCAUAAAUGCAGGGAUCCAAGUCCAAUUUCGGAGCUACAUGUCUGGACCUGUGUUUUGAAUAUCUGAUCACUAUUUUUACUAAUUGAAAGAACAAUAAAAUGUGGUUUUAGAGAAUGUUGCCUCCAUAUUCAUGUUCUUAGACUUUGCCCUAUUAGCUAGUUGUAGGAUCUGAGAUGUUUAAAAAUAGGGAGAAAACAUAUUUCAAGGAUAAAGAAGUUGUGCAGUCUCAAGGCUCAAGAGGCAAGUGCACCAUGUUUGACAUGUUACAUUAUUUGUAGUUUAAAUCGCCUUAUUUUUAUUUGCUUUUUGACAAAAAAAGUCUUCAAGGUAUCUUAGAAUGGCAACCAUAAAAUUCCACACCAAAAAUAAAGAUACAUUACACUGCAAUACAGAGUUUCAUUUAUGUUAUUUAUAAAAACAUAUAUAGCUAUUCAUUUUUUAAAAAAUCAGAGCGGUUUAGAAAAAUCAUACAGAAAACCACAUCAUAAAAACCAUAUUGCCAGAUCUUUUGAUUGUGCUGGUGUUGAGGUGCAGGGAGAGAUCCUGAGAUGCUGUGAAGAUGACCCAGUGCCUGGAGGGCCAGGAGGUGGCUGGGACUGGAUGAAGCCUAGCAGACAGAGGAGGGAUGGUGGUGGAAAAACGUGAACGCUCCCAAGACAGGCAAGAAAUAACCUGUCCCACUGCUUCUCCCUUCGUUCUCUGAGAUUGUACUCCUCCAACUGCAUCUGCAGAUCUUUAGCGGUGGCAACCAUGGGACGAUGACAUCCAAGAGAAAUAGCACCAAAGAAAACUUCAAGACUGGUCUUCGAUACUUUAGAGGAGCAUCACCCCACCCCACAUAGAGACUGAAGCUUUUUUAAAAGCACUGUAGGAGAAUGGAGGGUGAUACCAAAAAAUGACAUUAACCUCUGAAAUUUGCUG
Molecule: messenger RNA, 12016 nt
Organism: Podarcis lilfordi (Lilford's wall lizard)
Lineage: Eukaryota; Metazoa; Chordata; Lepidosauria; Squamata; Lacertidae
Source: the annotation of a GenBank genome assembly